AUGACUGUUAAUGGUGUGAUGGAACUUCUGUCAGCUCUGGAUUCUCUCAAACAUCUCAAGCGUACUGGUUGGAUUAAAAUGGGGGUCCCAGAACCAGAAACUGUCGCUUGUCACAUGUAUCGGAUGGCCGUAUUAGCAAUGUCUUUGGAAGGACAGAUUGAAGGACUUGAUGUGGGUCGCACGGUAACUAUGAGUUUGGUGCAUGAUUUAGCCGAAGCCAUCGUAGGCGACAUAACUCCUUACUGUUCCAUUAGUACCGAGGAGAAACACGACCUUGAAAAUAAGGCAUGUACUAUUGCAAUUCACAAAAUUGCAGCGUAUGUGCCAAUGGCUGCUGUUGGUGAACAGUGGAUUGAGCAGUGGAAAGAAUAUGAGGCUCAGGAAACUUUAGAGGCAAAGGUUGUUAAGCACCUGGACAAAUUUGACAUGGUGGCGCAAGCGUUUGAAUAUGAGCGAAAGUAUGGACUGGAUUUGGAGCAGUUUUUCGAGUCGACAAAGACAGCGUUUACAAUCGCACCAUUUGUGGAAUGGGACCGCGAGCUUCGAAUUCGGCGUGAUCUGUGGCUGCAGAGAAAACAAUAG
Molecule: messenger RNA, 582 nt
Organism: Angiostrongylus costaricensis
Lineage: Eukaryota; Metazoa; Nematoda; Chromadorea; Rhabditida; Metastrongylidae
Source: the annotation of a GenBank genome assembly